Messenger RNA from Malus domestica (apple), 1296 nucleotides. The record is from RefSeq and is a predicted model, not a curated record. Lineage: Eukaryota; Viridiplantae; Streptophyta; Magnoliopsida; Rosales; Rosaceae.
CUCUCACCUCAUCCAUACAAACCCCAAUUCAAAAAUUUCCUUUUUCCACACACAAACAUAGCAAACAAAGAGGAGCACCCCAAAAGCCAUUUUUCUCAUCUUUCAUAAACCACUUCCCACUCUCCAAUAGUUUGUUUGAAACUGUUUAUGUAAGAAGCACUUCUAUUAAGAAACGCUUUAUCUAGAAGCUAAUGAAAACUUUUCCUUUACUAAAAACCGUCAAACACGUGAGAGAGAGAACAGAGGAGUUAAGGCUGGGAACAGAGCAAAAGCAGAGCAUCGUGGAACGAAUGGGAACCAACCACAAGAGACUGAUCGAGGAGCUACUAGAAGGCCGGAAGACGGCGGUGGAGCUUCAGAGUCUGCUCCACAAGCCGUUCGGAGAUCGUGAAUCGGCGGAGGAGCUUUUGAUGAAGAUCAUGACAACAUUCACAGAGAGUCUCUCUGUUCUGACUGCUUCUAACGGCCAUGAGGAUCACCAGUCUGCUGCUUCCGGUGAGGUUUAUCAGGUCAAGCCUGAACCUUCCCAUGUGGAGCACUCGCAUUGCGGUGACCGGAGCUCUGAAGGUUCCGGUGAGAGUCCAAAGACUCAGGCUUUCAAGGAUCGGAGAGGUAGCUACAAGAGGAGAAAGACAUCUCAAUCAUGGAAAGUAAUCUCUACCAAAAUUGAAGAUGGUCAGGCUUGGAGAAAAUACGGCCAAAAGAUAAUCCUCAAAGCUUCAUAUCCAAGGGCUUACUUCAGAUGCACAAGAAAGUAUGAUCAAGGUUGCAAGGCAACCAAGCAGGUCCAACAAAUCCAAGACAACCCACGCACGUACCAAAUCACCUACAUUGGCGAGCACACGUGCAGAACCAUGAUCAAGGCUUCUCCAAUGAUCAUCGGCCCUGAUCUUUGGCCAUCUCAGACUGUUAGCUCAGAAUCUGGGUCCCCACAUCGCCAAAACCCUAAUUUCUUUGGCUCAUCCUCGUCGUCCAUUCCCAUCGUCAAACAAGAAGAUUCCAAAGUGGGGACACCAAGUGAUGUAACGGACAACAAUGUGUGGCUUGGUUUGAAGGAUCACUUGGAUUUUUCCGAGCCUACCGGAAUCUGCGUGUCUUCCAAUGAGAACGUGGUUUCAAACAUGCAGUGGGACGACAUGGUUAAGUCUAUUAAUUUUGAGUGUGAUAUUAAUUUUGAUGAAGGUUUUGAUGCUGUUUAAUUUGUAUCUCCUUAAUAGCAAGGGUUUCUGAAUAAUGAUGUAAAUAAUCAGUUUGAGUUAGAAGAAGUUUCACGUUGAUUGUGGUUUCGUAUCCCUA